Quercus lobata is the source of this 888-nucleotide messenger RNA. RefSeq lists its product as uncharacterized. NCBI's taxonomy places the organism in Eukaryota, Viridiplantae, Streptophyta, Magnoliopsida, Fagales, Fagaceae. Gene Ontology annotation, molecular function: catalytic activity. The record is from RefSeq and is a predicted model, not a curated record. The transcript has a single exon. The coding region runs from base 1 to 888 and encodes 295 amino acids.
AUGAAUAUAGUAGUUUGGAACUGUAGGGGUGCUCUGAAGCCCAAUUUUCAGAGUCAUGUGCAGGAGCUUGUUCGGUGUCAUGAUCCGACUUUGUUAGUGGUUAUGGAGACCCGUGUGGGUGGAGAUAGAGCUCGUGAUGUAACUGAUCGGCUCCCAUUUAACGGUGUAUUUCAUACUGAAACGAUUGGCCAGAAAGGGGGGCUAUGGCUUCUCUGGUAUUCAGAUAGAGUGGAGGUGGAGCUGCUAGCAAGUUCUAAGCAAGAAAUUCAUGCUACAGUCAAGGUUCGUACCUCUAAUUAUAAAUGGUUGUUCUCUGCUGUCUAUGCUAGUCUUAGGAGUGCGGAAAGGCAUAUUUUGUGGAAUAAUUUAUCGAAUGUAGCUGAGUUGCAUAACAUGCUAUGGGUUAUUGCUGGGGAUUUUAAUGAACCUCUCUUUGGUGAUGAUAAGUUUGGAGGUAGAGUGGUUAGUUCAAACCGGUCUUUAUUGUUUAAAGAAUGCUUGGAUGAUUGUAAUAUGGUGGAUUUAGGCUUCUCUGGUCCAAGGUUCACGUGGACUAAUCGAAGAGAAGUGCAAAAUCUCAUCCAAGAGAGAAUCGACAGAUUCUUUGUCAACCCGGAGUGGUGUGUCCUUUUUCCAGAAGCAAGAAUAACGGAUCUCACUAGAUUUCACUCCAAUCAUUGCCCGGUCCUUCUUGAAACUAAACCGCAGAACAGGGUGCGACUAAACCGCCCUUUCAAGUUUCAAAAGUUCUGGCUAGCAGAUAUGUCCUUUCCCAGGGUGGUAGAUCAGGCCUGGAAUCAGUCUUCUCAUCUUGAGGAGGCUAUUGAUAAAUUUAUGGUUAAGGCCAAUGAUUGGAAUAGAGAUCAGUUUGGAAAUAUUUUUUUUUAA